UGUCCGUGUCAGCACUUUACUGAGCGACAGAGCGGAAAGCGAGCUCUGUAUGCCGGUAGUCUGAGGCAGCAUCGCCAGUCACAUCUGAAACUCCUCAGUCGCUGCAUUCGCUGCAUGACAGUUGAAUGUAUUGAUUUGGACGUGGCUUUUUGUUGUAUUUCUGGAUGACGUUCGUUUGACUUUAAAUGACUGCAGCUUUCUCCUGUGUUUCAGUCAUUUUAUUAUCCAUUUAUCGAGGAUUUAGUGUGACUGCUAUUUCAUAUCCGUUUACACCAUGACGGCGCGCGCGCGUCUCGCGCGGCGGACUCUGAGCUGAACGCACGAGCGUGGAUCAUGGAUAGCGCUAUCUCUUUCUGCGUUUCUCACUGUAAUCAGCGACUUUCUCAAUGGACGAAGACAUAGACACCCGUAAGAUCAACAACAGCUUCCUCCGAGACCACAACUAUGCAACUGAAGCUGACAUCAUAUCCACGGUUGAGUUCAACUCUACAGGAGAGCUCUUGGCCACUGGGGACAAAGGCGGACGAGUGGUGGUCUUCCAGAGAGAACAGGAGAGUAAGAACCAACCUCACCGUCGGGGGGAGUACAAUGUUUACAGCACUUUUCAGAGCCAUGAGCCUGAGUUCGACUACUUGAAAAGCCUGGAGAUUGAGGAGAAGAUCAACAAGAUCCGCUGGCUGCCUCAACAGAAUGCCGCCUAUUUCCUCCUCUCCACCAAUGAUAAAACUGUGAAGCUAUGGAAAAUCAGCGAGAGAGAUAAGCGACCAGAGGGCUACAAUCUAAAGGAUGAAGAAGGAAGGAUACGGGACCCCACCACCAUCACAGCUCUGAGGGUGCCUGUGUUAAGGCCCAUGGAUCUGAUGGUGGAGGCAACACCUCGCCGCAUUUUUUCUAAUGCACACACCUAUCACAUCAACUCUAUCUCAGUCAACAGCGACAACGAGACAUACAUGUCAACAGAUGACCUGAGAAUAAACUUGUGGAACCUGGAAGUCAUGAACCGAAGCUUCAAUAUUGUGGACAUUAAGCCUACCAAUAUGGAAGAACUGACUGAGGUGAUCACGGCUGCUGAGUUUCACCCCAACCAGUGCAACACGUUUGUCUAUAGUAGCAGUAAGGGCUCCAUAAGAUUGUGCGACAUGAGAGCCUAUGCACUCUGUGACAACCACUCGAAAUUAUUUGAGGAACCAGAAGACCCCAGUAAUCGCUCAUUCUUCUCAGAGAUCAUCUCCUCCAUCUCAGACGUGAGGUUCAGCCACAGCGGACGCUACUUGAUGACUCGUGACUACCUCACAGUGAAGGUGUGGGAUGUCAACAUGGAGAACAAACCUCUUGAAACUUACCAGGUCCAUGACUACCUUAGAAGUAAACUCUGCUCUCUGUACGAGAAUGACUGCAUCUUUGACAAAUUUGAAUGUGUCUGGAAUGGGACGGACAGUGUCCUAAUGACAGGCUCUUACAACAAUUUCUUUCGCAUGUUCGAUCGAAACACUAAACGGGAUGUGACGUUGGAGGCUUCGCGGGAAAACAGCAAACCCAGAGCCAUCCUCAAACCACGCAAGGUUUGCGUUGGCGGCAAACGGCGCAAAGACGAGAUCAGUGUGGACAGCCUGGACUUCAGCAAGAAGAUCCUUCACACGGCUUGGCACCCCAAUGAGAACAUCAUCGCCGUUGCCGCCACUAACAACCUCUAUAUAUUUCAGGACAAGAUCAACUAGCAUGUAGCUUGGAAGUCUCAAGUAAUCACAAUGACAAAAAGGAAUGACUGUGUUGAUUACUCACUAGUAGAGGAGACUUGGGCUUCAAGAGAGGAACAUCUAGAUGAGCUUCGCCUUUUACCGCAGACUGUUGGUACUGCACUAACAAAACAUAAAACUUGAAAGUUUUCUGCAAACCACGGACAAUGAUGCUAGCUUUUGGACUGCUUCUGUUUUUUUUAUCUAAUUUGAAUCUCCCUCGCUGUAGAUUUUGUUGGGGAUGCACAGCAAUACAGGGAGGAUUGUUUAACCUUCUAUUUUACUAAAGGCCCUUUCACAUAACUCGUGUCAGCGUGAUGCGUCACUUUGACCUCUACAUGUAUAUCGUUGCAGAAAGCUCCACGAAAGUGUGUUGCUAGGCAACACAAAAGCGUGAAGCGUUAACAGUGAAAGCAACAGAGAUGUAUUUGAGCUUAGAACGCCAUUUACGUCGAUACAUUUCAUAAUAUGCCUUUGAAGAUGUCAUGCAACUCUACGUAUCUAGGUACCCACAGGAACUCGUUUUGAUUUUUGCAGCCAUGUAAUAUGCAAAUUGUUUGUUAAUCAUUUGAUGCACUUCAAAACAUCAGUUGAAAUAGUUUUGACACGAGUCAUGUGAAAGGGAUAGUUCACCCAAAAUGGAAAAUUCUGUCCAAGGAUAUGUUUCUACUGAAACAGUUUUUAGCUUAUGUCCUCAAUUCGAGUCUUGGCAGGACUGAGAAUGUCAAUUGCUUAUAGAAUUUGUUCCAUCAACCUUUCAGCUUCAUGGUGGUGCAUGCAUCAUUUCAAAACCCAACUAUGGUUGACUGAUGCAACAAACAAAAGGGAUGUUGUGAAACUGAAGUCAAACGAUGUAGCAUCAUCCUGUUUUUUGUUCUAAUUUUAUAAAGAAAUGGAUAAAAAUGUAAUAAAAAUCAAGAGGAACAAAUUGUGCAUU
This is a messenger RNA of Xyrauchen texanus (razorback sucker), 2673 nucleotides long. Its product is annotated as serine/threonine-protein phosphatase 2A 55 kDa regulatory subunit B beta isoform-like. Gene Ontology annotation, molecular function: protein phosphatase regulator activity; protein binding. The record is from RefSeq and is a predicted model, not a curated record. Gene Ontology annotation, biological process: peptidyl-serine dephosphorylation. Bases 387 to 1718 code for a protein of 443 amino acids. Gene Ontology annotation, cellular component: protein phosphatase type 2A complex; cytosol. NCBI's taxonomy places the organism in Eukaryota, Metazoa, Chordata, Actinopteri, Cypriniformes, Catostomidae. The transcript is spliced from 9 exons.